Umbelopsis ramanniana AG is the source of this 1257-nucleotide messenger RNA. RefSeq lists its product as uncharacterized. Bases 137 to 1177 code for a protein of 346 amino acids. Gene Ontology annotation, molecular function: zinc ion binding; nucleic acid binding. NCBI's taxonomy places the organism in Eukaryota, Fungi, Mucoromycota, Umbelopsidomycetes, Umbelopsidales, Umbelopsidaceae. The transcript is spliced from 8 exons. The record is from RefSeq and is a predicted model, not a curated record.
UGAAUAUAUUCCCUGUAGACGACGACAAUCUCAAUGUCGACGUCCUCGAUGCCGCAAGCACAAGCUUCUUCCGGGAUGCGCUGCACCUCGACCACUACAUGCUGCUGUCAAGCCAAAUUCUCCACAAGACAGUGUAAUGGAAAGGACACAAAGCAAUUCAUCCCGUAACUUGUAUUGUACCGCAUGCAAAAAAAAGUUCAGUAAUGAAGCGACCUGGAAUGCACAUUUGAAAAGUGCAAAACAUAUUCAGAGUGAGAAGGCGUCGGCAAAAAGUACAACUGUAAACCUCGGUGCAAGCCAAAAGGCCACAAGCGGACAAUCAAAUCCGGCAGUCGCUCAAGUCAGCAUGAAAUUAAAGCAAGCGAUGAGCAUUGCAGCAAGCAAGCCGUCCAGAGCGGUGGGAGCUCUGUGGACAUUAGCACAAGAGUUUUACAAGCUCAAAAGACCUAGAGAGUCGGCACAAGUAUUGAAUGAUCUUAUUGAAUUGUUAGAGACACUACAAAGCCAGCCGACAAAAGCUCCUGAUGCAGAUACCCUGACAUCUGCGCAAGUAUCUGGAACCUUAUACCUUAGCAGAUUGGCAUUGUCUCGAUUAUAUUUAAUCUAUUGGGAUGACCAAUCUUUGGAGCUUGCGCGAAAGCUGUUUGUGAAGGCUUUGCAUGGGAAAUGGAAAAUUGAUGAACAGCAACUGAAUGAUGUUGCAACUAAUUGCUCUAGCAUAUCAAUUCCGAAAUUAUUGAAUGCUGCGGAAGACUUGAUACGAAUUUAUAUUGAAAAGGUUUUAUGCAAACCGAUAAAAGCGAAAUCAGAUGUAAACCAGAUGCUCCCGGUUAUUCUGAGUGAAGGUGAAAUGCUAUUUUCGCUGGCAGGGACUAAAACCAGGAACCCGCGCGAAAUUUCAAAAGAUGCGAGACCCCAACAAAUAGCUGUGGCUAUGUGCGCCAUGGCGAUAGUGAUCCACCAACACACAAAAAAUGAUGAAGGUGAACUCAUCGGCUAUCAAAACCUUAGUAAACUAUAUCUAAAUUUAGGAGCUCAAGGUUCAGCGGCAGAAGCAUUGAUGGAGCGCUCCUUGACAGCAGCAGCGGCUCGAAAAUGCGACUCUCACGAACUGCCUUCGUCAAUGGUUGAUGCCAUGAUAGCUCUGAUAAUUUGCUUGGAAAUUGGAAAUUACUAGGCGUGCAGCAUGGGACGCUACUUUGGAAGAUGUCAAGGUGCUUCUGUCUCUAGCUGACGCCGUUAUUGAAUCCAAUCAUU